Molecule: messenger RNA, 1057 nt
Organism: Pan troglodytes (chimpanzee)
Lineage: Eukaryota; Metazoa; Chordata; Mammalia; Primates; Hominidae
Gene: SPEM1
Product: spermatid maturation 1
Exons: 3
Coding region: 96-1025 (309 amino acids)
Biological process (GO): flagellated sperm motility; sperm individualization
Cellular component (GO): cytoplasm
Source: RefSeq, a predicted model, not a curated record
CACUCCCAAGACCCUCAGGGACAGGCAGGCAGUCAGUGGACACUGUCGGCACGGUGGGCUGGGGGCGUAAGGGCCCCGGUGGUCCUAGGGACCCCAUGGCCAUGGUUGAGCGGCCGAGGCCCGAGUGGGCCUCGUAUCACAACUGCAACAGCAACAGCUGCCAGGACCUGGGCAACUCUGUCCUGUUGCUGCUGGGCCUCAUCAUCUGCAUUAACAUUAGCAUCAAUAUAGUGACCCUGCUCUGGAGCCGAUUCCGUGGUGUCUUAUACCAAGUGUUCCAUGAUACCAUUUGUGAGAAAGAAGUUCCCAAGUCAUCAUCACUCAGAAAGCAGACCCAGCCCCCUAAGAAGCAGAGUUCCCCUGCAGUCCAUCUUCGGUGCACCAUGGACCCUGUGAUGAUGACUGUGACCCCGCCCCCAGCUCGCCGCCAUCGCCGUCGAGGCUCUCCCACACGCUGUGCUCACUGCCCAGUAGCUUGGGCUCCUGACACUGAUGACGAGAAGCCUCAUCAGUACCCAGCUAUCUGCUCCUACCACUGGGAUGUCCCUGAGGACUGGGAAGGCUUCCAACACACUCAGGGGACCUGGGUUCCCUGGUCUCAGGAUGCCCCAGAGCCCCCUCCCCAGACCAUCCGCUUCCAGCCUACCAUAGAGGAAAGGCCCCUCAAAACAGGCAUACGGUCCGAGCUGGGCCUAAGGGCCUAUGUGUAUCCUGUGAACCCCCAACCUCCCAGCCCUGAGGCUCCUAGCCACAAGAACGGUGGGGAGGGGGUGGUGCCAGAGGCAGAGGCGGCUCAGUACCAGCCUGUCCCAGCUCCCACCCUGGGCCCAGCAGUCAUCCCUGAAUUUUCCCGGCGCCGCUCCUCAGGCCGAAUAGUGUAUGAUGCCCGGGACCUGAGACGGCGGCUUCGGGAACUGACCCGGGAGGUGGAGGCCCUGUCCCGCUGCUACCCCCUAGCCUCUGGAUCCAGCACUGCCGAGGAGACAAGCAAGAAUUGGGUGUACCGUUCCCUAACUGGGAGGUGACUGGAAAAAAAUAAAAAGGAGAGAGGAGGUGA